Molecule: messenger RNA, 8097 nt
Organism: Thunnus maccoyii (southern bluefin tuna)
Lineage: Eukaryota; Metazoa; Chordata; Actinopteri; Scombriformes; Scombridae
Gene: scn1laa
Product: sodium channel, voltage-gated, type I-like, alpha
Exons: 27
Coding region: 138-6089 (1983 amino acids)
Biological process (GO): membrane depolarization during action potential; sodium ion transmembrane transport; neuronal action potential
Cellular component (GO): plasma membrane; voltage-gated sodium channel complex; axon
Molecular function (GO): voltage-gated sodium channel activity
Source: RefSeq, a predicted model, not a curated record
UAAAUAACAUUUUCUACACAAGCUGAAGCUCUUUCACCACAUUUUCUCGAGUAUUGUUCACCUGUCGAGGAUGGAAAACUAAUGGCCUUUCUCAUGUUGGAGGCUAGCUGUUCACUCUGAAGGUGCAGGAUGAAAAGAUGGCACAGCUGCUUGUACCACCAGGACCAGACAGCUUCCGCCCCUUUAGUCGCGAGUCCCUCUCUGCCAUCGAGAGACGGAUCUCCGAAGAGAAAGCUAAGAAACCAAAGGGAGAGAAGAAAAAACGCAAUGAUGAGGAUGAGCUUAAGCCCAGUCGUGACCUGGAGGAGGGCAAAUCACUUCCUCUUCUGUAUGGGGACAUUCCUAAAGGAAUGGUCUCAAAACCAUUGGAGGACCUGGAUCCAUACUACAGCAAUCAGAGAACUUUCAUAGUAUUAAACAAAGGAAAGUACAUCUUCCGCUUCAAUGCCGCUCCUGCCUUGUACUUCCUGAGCCCCUUCAACCCUCUUAGAAGAAUAUCAAUAUGGAUUUUGGUACACUCAUUGUUCAACAUGGUGAUCAUGUGCACUAUCAUCACCAACUGUGCAUUUAUGACAAUGAAAGAAACGGGAAAGAAUGUAGAAUACACAUUUACUGCAAUCUAUACAUUUGAAUCCCUCAUUAAAAUUUUAGCGCGAGGGUUCUGUAUGGGGAAGUUCACAUUUCUUAGAGAUCCCUGGAACUGGCUGGAUUUCUCUGUCAUUGUUAUGGCGUACGUAACAGAGUUUGUGAGCCUAGGCAAUUUCUCAGUUCUUCGCACAUUCAGAGUGCUGAGAGCUUUUAAAGCUAUUUCAGUUAUCCCAGGCCUGAAAACCAUCGUUGGUGCAUUGUUCCAGUCAGUGAAGAAGCUGUCUGACGUGAUGAUCCUCACCGUCUUCUGCCUGAGUGUCUUUGCCCUCAUAGGGUUACAAUUGUUUAUGGGUAAUUUACAGCAAAAGUGUGUACUGAAUGUUGCAAACGGGAGUAAUACAGGCCAACAAGCUGACCAGGGAAACUGCACAACUGGGUCCGAGCUCAAUAAGAGUUGUUAUUAUUACCUCCCAGGCAAACGGGAUCCAUUGCUUUGUGGAAACACCAGUGAAGCUGGGCAGUGUCCAGAGGGGUACAUAUGCAAAAAAGUGGGAAGGAACCCCGACUAUGGUUACACCAGCUUCGACUCAUUUGGUUGGGCCUUCCUUUCUCUGUUUAGACUGAUGACCCAGGAUUACUGGGAAAAUCUCUACCAGCAGACGUUACGGGCAGCUGGAAAGCCCUACAUGCUCUUUUUCGUGCUGGUGAUAUUCCUUGGUUCCUUCUACCUGGUCAACCUGAUCUUGGCUGUAGUGGCUAUGGCAUAUGAGGAGCAGAGUCAGGCGACCAUUAAGGAGGCUAAGGAGAAGGAGGAGGAGUUUCAGGCCAUGCUUGAGCAGCUGAGGCAGCAGCAAGAGGAUGCACAGGCAGCAGCAAUGGCAGAUGCUGCAGAGAGUGGGGAGGUCAGUGAUAAAGGUGGCGGCACUGAGAGCUCAUCAGACAACUCCAAGCUCAGCUCCAAAAGUGCCAAAGAGAGACGCAACAGGAGAAGAAAAAAAAAAGUGGAGGAGGGCAAAGGGGCUGAUGAGAAGUUUCCAAAAUCCGAGUCUCAGGACAGUAUACGCAAGGCUGCGCGAUGCCGCUUCUCUGUGGAUGCAAACCUGCUCAACUAUGACAUGAAAUGCUCGUCUGCACAUCAGUCCUUUCUAAGUUUUCGUGGACCCCUUUUGUCAUUGCGACGGAACAGCAGGACCAGCAUUUUCAGUUUCCGAAGCCAAACACAGGACAUGGGCUCAGAAAAUGAGUUUGCCGAUGAUGAGAACAGCAUUUUUGAGGACAACCUGAGUCGGAGGGGCUCCUUGUUUGUUCCCCGGAGGUGUGAUCGACGCAGCAGCAGCAUGAGCCAGUGCAGCUUCUUGUCACAUUUCCUACAUCCAUCCAAUGGGAUCAAGCACAGCACUGUGGACUGCAAUGGGAUUGUGUCUCUGGUGGGUGGGAAUUCACUCCCAUCAUCACCUGCGGGGCUCCUUCUGCCUAAAGCUGACACCACUGACACAGAGUACAAACAGACUGGCGGAGGAACACACCGGGAGUCUAUUGACUUCCUCGAGGCCCCAGCAGCCAGAGACAGAACUUAUAGUGUAGCUAGUGUCAUAACCAGCACACUGGAGGAGUUGGAAGAGUCGAGGCAGAAGUGUCCUCCUUGCUGGUACAAGUUCGCCCACGCCCUCCUCAUCUGGGAAUGUUGUCCAGCAUGGCUAAAGGUCAAGAAAGUGGUUAAACUAAUUGUAAUGGAUCCAUUCGCGGACCUAAUCAUCACCACCUGCAUUGUGCUCAACACAUUAUUUAUGGCCAUGGAGCAUUAUCCAAUGUCUGAGAGUUUCACCCAAAUGCUGUAUGUGGGCAAUGUGGUGUUCACUAGCAUCUUCACAGCUGAAAUGGUCCUAAAGAUCAUUGCUCUGGACCCAUACUACUACUUUCAGGAGGGAUGGAAUAUUUUUGAUGGAAUUAUUGUCAGUUUAAGCUUGAUGGAGUUUUGUUUGACAAGUGCGGUUGGCAUGUCUGUCCUGAGAUCAUUCAGAUUGCUGAGAGUAUUCAAGUUGGCUAAAUCAUGGCCCACUCUUAACACACUGAUCAAAAUAAUUGGUAACUCAGUGGGGGCUUUGGGUAACCUGACCCUGGUGCUGGCCAUCAUCGUCUUCAUCUUUGCUGUAGUGGGCAUGCAACUGUUUGGAAAAAACUACAAGGACUGUGUGUGUAAAAUCUCACCCAGCUGCAGUCUGCCCCGUUGGCACAUGGAUGACUUCUUUCAUUCAUUCCUCAUUGUGUUCCGAGUGCUUUGUGGAGAGUGGAUAGAGACCAUGUGGGACUGUAUGGAGGUGUCUUCUUCACCUUCUUCUUCUUCUGGAGCGGCCAUGUGCAUCAUAGUCUUCAUGAUGGUCAUGGUUAUUGGAAACCUUGUGGUGCUGAACCUGUUCCUGGCCCUGCUGCUGAGUUCAUUCAGUGCUGACAACCUGGCAGCGACGGAAGAUGACAGCGACAUGAACAAUUUGCAGAUUGCCAUUGGACGGAUUCACAAAGGCAUUGCCUUUGCCAAGUCCCUUCUCCGAAGCACCUGCAACAGUGUCUGUCUCAGGGAUAAGAACAAAAAGAAGGGUGAGGACAAAUCCCUGGAUGAGCUCCACAAACCUUUAGGACCAAAUGGGGUCCCCAACUAUACAAUCAAAGACCCCAGGAAUGGCAACGGGGAUGUGAUUGGAGUGGACAAAAAUGGCGACAAGUACAUUGUCAGCAGCAAGAGUGAUGAUUCCAUAAUGUCUUUCAUCAACAAUCCCAGUCUGACUGUCACUGUUCCUAUUGCUGUGGUAGAGUCUGACUUUGAAAACCUCAACACGGAGGACUUCAGCAGUGCCUCAUCUGAUGCAGCAGUAUGCCCAAUGAAUGUAGAUGACGAUGGCCAGCUCAGCUCCUCAGAGGGCAGCACAGUGGACUAUGGGGAAGGUGGGGAGGGAAGAGAAUCUAUAGAUUUUGAAUUAAACGAAUCUAUGGAUCCUGACGCCUGCUUUCCUGCUGGCUGUGUGCAAAAGUUCCAGUGUUGUCAGGUAAAUGUGGAGGUGGGCUGGUGGAAAAUAUGGUGGACACUAAGAAAAACCUGUUAUCAGAUAGUGGAGCACAACUGGUUUGAGAGCUUCAUCAUCUUCAUGAUCCUGCUUAGCAGUGGGGCACUGGCAUUUGAAGAUAUCUACAUUGAGAAGAGGAAGACCAUUAAAACGGUGUUGGAGUUUUCAGACAAAAUCUUUACCUACAUCUUCAUUCUGGAGAUGUUACUGAAAUGGGUUGCGUAUGGAUUUGCCAAGUAUUUCACAAAUGCCUGGUGUUGGCUGGAUUUCCUCAUUGUUGAUGUUUCACUGGUCAGUCUGGUAGCCAAUACCAUGGGAUGUGCUGAACUUGGUGCCAUCAAGUCUCUGAGAACCCUGCGAGCUCUGAGGCCCCUGAGAGCCCUGUCACGAUUUGAGGGCAUGAGGGUGGUUGUCAAUGCUCUGCUAGGAGCCAUUCCUUCCAUCUUCAAUGUGCUGUUGGUAUGUCUCAUCUUCUGGCUCAUCUUCAGCAUCAUGGGAGUCAACCUAUUCGCAGGAAAGUACUACCAUUGUGUCAACACAACCACAAAUGAGAUGCUCCUUAGAGAGGUAGUGAAGAACAAGUCAGAGUGUGAUGCCUUGGGGAAAGACGUUGCUCACUGGAAGAAUGUUAAAAUCAACUUUGACAAUGUUGGCAUGGGUUACCUUGCACUGCUGCAAGUGGCUACGUUCAAGGGCUGGACGAAAAUAAUGUAUGCUGCUGUUGACUCUCCACUCAAGCAAGAAGACCAACCAAAGUAUGAGAUCAACCUGAAGAUGUACAUGUAUUUUGUUGUUUUCAUCAUAUUUGGAGCCUUCUUCACACUCAAUCUCUUCAUUGGUGUCAUUAUAGACAAUUUCAAUCAACAAAAGAAAAAGUUUGGAGGUCAAGACAUCUUCAUGACUGAAGAACAGAAGAAAUACUACAACGCCAUGAAAAAGUUGGGAUCAAAGAAACCACAAAAACCUAUUCCUAGACCAUCAAACAAGAUUCAAGGAUACCUCUUUGACUUCACCACGAAACAAGCAUUUGACAUUGUAAUAAUGGUUCUCAUAUGGCUCAAUAUGGUAGCUAUGAUGGUGGAAACUGCUGAGCAGUCACCACGAAAGAAAAACAUUCUAUACAAUGUUAAUCUGGUCUUCAUUAUCCUCUUCACUGGAGAGUGUUUGUUGAAGAUGAUCUCACUCCGCCAGUACUAUUUCACAAAUGGGUGGAAUAUAUUUGAUUUCAUCGUGGUCAUUCUGUCAAUCAUUGGCACAUUUCUCUCAGAUCUGAUUGAGACGUAUUUUGUUUCACCAACCUUGUUCAGAGUCAUCCGAUUGGCUCGAAUUGGCCGCAUCCUCCGCCUUAUUAAAAGUGCCAAAGGAAUCCGCACACUCUUGUUUGCCUUGAUGAUGUCACUUCCUGCCUUGUUCAACAUUGGUCUCUUGCUCUUCUUGGUUAUGUUUAUUUAUGCCAUCUUUGGCAUGUCAAACUUUGCUUAUGUCAAAAAAGAAGAGGGCAUUGAUGACCUUUUCAAUUUCGAGACAUUUGGAAACAGCAUGAUCUGUUUGUUCCAGAUCACCACGUCCGCAGGAUGGGAUGGCCUGCUAGCUCCCAUUCUUAACAAAAAUGAAGACGAGUGCGACAAUGCCACGGAGCAUCCUGGUAGUUCUGUUAAAGGAGACUGUGGAAAUCCUCCUGUGGGAAUUGCUUUCUUUGUGAGCUACAUCAUCAUCUGUUUCCUUAUUGUGGUGAAUAUGUACAUUGCAGUCAUUCUGGAAAACUUCAGUGUGGCCACUGAGGAGAGUGCAGAACCACUGAGUGAGGAUGAUUUUGAAAUGUUUUAUGAGGUCUGGGAGGAGUUUGACCCUGAUGCAACCCAGUUCAUGGAGUACAAUAAACUUUCAGAUUUUGCUGAUGCUCUGGAGCCACCAUUACGCAUAGCUAAGCCUAACAAGAUCGAACUGAUCUCUAUGGAUCUCCCUAUGGUGAGUGGAGAACGCAUUCACUGCCUGGACAUCCUGUUUGCAUUCACGAAACGUGUUCUAGGCGAGGGUGGGGAGAUGGACAUCCUAAGGGGGCAGAUGGAGGAGCGCUUCAUGGCCUCCAAUCCUUCCAAAGUGUCCUACGAACCCAUCACUACCACCCUUCGCCGCAAACAGGAGGACACAUCGGCCGUGGUCAUCCAGAGAGCAUUCAGACAGUAUGCAAGGAGACAUGCUACCAUUAAGCCCUCUGACAAAUCCAGGGAUAACAUUCAGAAGGAUGAAACACUCAGUGACAAAGAGGAUCUUGUCACAGACAAACUCAAUGUUUCUAGUGCGGAUAAAAAUGACCUAACACCUUCAACAGCCUCUCAACCUCCAUGUAACAGUGUGACAACAAAUGGAAAAAACAAAUAUGAAAAAGACAAAAGUGAAAAGGAGGUUAUGGGCAAAGAUGUCAGGGAGCAAGAUAUAUGAAAGAAUAUUGGAGAUGCAACAAAAACAUUUUCAUUAAUGACAAAAUGUUUACAACCUCUGAAAGUGACUAAGACAUCCAUUUGACUCCCUCUCUUAGUAUGGAUAACUAUGCCAAAUUGACCAUGCUUAACUGAGUCUAAAGGUUGGUACCUAAAAGGGAAAAUUGGUUCAUUCAGGCAGUAGUGGGACCAUUUCGUUUAGGCUGUUUUCAGGAGCAAGGAAGCCUUUUGGCUCUUUGUGAGGUUGGGCAACAUUUCUCAAAGUGUUCUAAAAGACACAUUAGUUAAUGCUUCAACUUCUAUUGCGGCUAGUUCUGCUAUCCAGUGUCUUGAAUUAUGUUAUAUCACUGACUGUUUGUUAAUUUACCUACUUAUUUUUCAAGCAGAAAAAAACAGUUUUAAUGUUAUUACUUUUAGAAUGAAUAGCUUGGUUGAUCGCCUUUUUAUACACUUUUUUUACUCUUCAAAAGGGUUGUCCCUUCAGGGGUAGUUUUUACAAUGAGCAGCAUUGCUUUGAGGCUAGUCUUGCUAACUGAUAGCACUUAAAAUACUUGACAAAUCCAAGAGACAAUGUUGGAGUUGCUGCAGUUAACUAGCGAUGCAGACCUGCAUGAAUGUUUCUCCAUGAUUAUGCAUGCUAGAGUGUACUAUUUUCAUCAGCCUCCUUCCCUCCCUGUCCAUUACACGUCAUGAUGCAAAGUAUACAGUCACGACAUGGGUGUUUUUAUACAAUAACUUCAAAAUCCAGCCAAGUACGUCAAGUAUGUUUGAGUAUCAGUGUCAGAGCAGUAACACUUGGCAGAAAUACUUUGCACAUUCAGUUUUGUUGAAUCAUCAAGAACACUCACAUACGUCAUCUCAGCUUGCUGUGUGCUACCAUUGUUCCAUUUACGAUAUUAGUGAUUACUUGCAACUUUUAUCAUGAAACUGCUAAAAGCAGACUCCUGAACUGAAGGACUGUCUUUCAAUGCUGGAAAUUCAAGAAAAAUUUUGUUUGCACACUGUAAAUGACCCUGUUCUAAGUUACCUCGCUUAACCACAAACCUCUGACAGUUUGCUCUGGGAAGAUUAUCUGUAAUAUUGUCUGUUUGUAGGACAGGAGCAUCACUAGUUAGUGCUUAAAAUGUUUAGCAUCUCCAAAGUAUAGGUCUCCUCCGUGUAUCUACUUGUCCCUCAUUUUGUCUGUUUUCUUUCUUACUUGUUUUUGAUGAUGAACCUCAAUAUGUAUUCCAUAAUGAGUAUGGAAUUAUGGAACAAUUAAUAUUUAUUAGCUGUGAUAUAAAACAAAUACUGCAUAUUCUUCAUGUUCUGUUGUAUUCAGGCAGACAGGGAUAUGAUACAUCCAGCAGUCGCUGUAAGGUAAAAAAAAAAAUGUAUAUGUCUAUGAAAAAAGUUAUAUGAAUUGUCAUUUUUCUUAACAAGACAAAGCCCUGUGUUUAAUUACUGGUGAUGUUAUAUGAUUAUGCUAAGAUUUUUUUUAAUUCAACCUUUAACUGCAUAUUUUUAUUUGGCAAUGACAACUGGGAAAAAGGACAAUUGAUGUUUUAUUUUUUGUGUGUGCUUUGUAAACUGUUUUUCACAGUUUACCUCUCAAUCUUUAUCAUGAUAAAUAUCUAAGUCGGACAGAUGAUGGCUCGGAAUAUUAUGAAUGAUUGUCUCAAGGAUAUGGCAUUACACAUCGUGUGUGCCCUUGGCUGUUUCCUACUUCUGUUUACAUUUUAUAGUGCCAGUUCUGUUACUUGUCAGGUCUUCCCAUAGCUAUGACAUCAACCCUAAACUGUGUCGCAACUACAUCUGUUGUUCCAUGUUAUAAAAGUAUAAUUCCAUUAAUGUAAGUAUAUUUUGCAUGUAAUUAAUACACCCAAUACUUACACUAUACUUUAUACAUAACGAAAGAAUGUUUUGAUUACAUAGAAUUUAACAUUUCCCAUCAUUCAUAUGCAUAAUGUUUGUAGUGUAUAAAAAACUGCAUGCAAGACACUGCUAUAACCCAUUUCACUGAAAAGCCA